Messenger RNA from Beauveria bassiana ARSEF 2860, 2037 nucleotides. RefSeq lists its product as uncharacterized. The coding region runs from base 1 to 2037 and encodes 678 amino acids. The record is from RefSeq and is a predicted model, not a curated record. NCBI's taxonomy places the organism in Eukaryota, Fungi, Ascomycota, Sordariomycetes, Hypocreales, Cordycipitaceae. The transcript has 6 exons.
AUGGCCAAUUACCUCGAUCCCGACUUGCCUGAAACUGUUGCGCAACUUGUAACCCCGCAUGGGCCCCACGUUCUAUCGAACCUCGACACGCUGGGAUCCUCCGCCAGCAAAUGGGGUGCUGGGGAAGUGAAAGCCUUCAGGGUCCUCAAAAACAAGGCAGCUUGGCAGAAAAGUUUUUUGUUGCCUUUACGUGACCUUCAUGAGCACUCGUGCCCAAUCUGCCACCCCGAGAGCUCUACCCCUUACGAAGUGAACCCCGCCAUGAUAGAGCAUCUUCUCACUCCAGUUUCGCGACUUCGCACCGCCUCUGAGUCCUUUCUAUGUGGCCUGCCAACUGGCAGUUUUCAUCUCGCGUUGGCCAGGUUAAUUCGAUGCGAUGUGCGAGAUCCAGUGCGAAACCAUAACACCCGCGAGCGUGCUGGUGACAGACCAGUCGCUCAGUAUCCCGAUUUCGUCCCAUCAUCUAUGAUUCCAUUUCCAGAGUCCUCUUCCCCCGCACGGCGCUCCUCCUCCGAAUACAGUAGUAGUCACGCUAGCAUUCCUUUGGACGAUGACCAGAACGAGUUCCGUGCCCGGAGGCCAGAGUCCCUGGUGGCCAAUCUAGUUAAGGAACUCUUCCACUUGUCUUUGUACUCGGUCCUGAAACAAUGUCAUCCCAAAGAAGAAUUUUGUUUUCGCCCAGAGAGUCAUUCGUCGUGGGCACUGAUUGCUGCCACAGGUGUUGUCGGUGCCGAUGAUGGCGGCCUGUGUAAGAAGCGUCUUCAGUCCGGUUCCUGGACAACCCUUAACCCGUCUCUGAUGUUGGGCGAAUCUAAAGGGCCCGCGUGUAGCGUCUACUCGUAUAUUUGCAACGGUACAUUUAUCCGUUUCUUACAUUUUGACUUCGACUCUCGCUACGAGGAAUACUUGGACGCCCCAACGGAGAACGAGCAAUUAGACAUAGUUCAGGAUUAUCCAGAAGACACAUGCGUUCGUGUUUCUAGUACGAAGUGGCUAGAUCUCGAGGAGCCCAAAGACGUUAUUCGCUCGAUAUGCCAUAUACUGACCAGAGUGAUGAUGGAAGGUCAUGAAUCUGAGGAAUCCGAGGACCAGCCGGAGAAUGAUCAUGAGGCCGGAUACCAGUCGGACACCUUUCUAAUAUUAUGUGGCACUUAUACUCCUCCACUCUCUCAAACCAUACGCCGCUGCGAAUCUGCUCAGCAGGCUGCCGCAACUACCCAACAGCGCGAAUUCCAGCGUGACAAAGAAAUAGGUAAACGAUACUUGAGUUACAUUCCGAGGCGCAUUUACCGCGCUGCAAAUCUCCAUUCACCAUGCUGUUCUAACAGCCGUACUUCCUUCUUCCUCGCCGCCAUUUUAUCAGGAUCAAGUUCCUCGACAACAAUUGCUGCCCAUACUCCAGCGGGGUUGGUGAUUGGUGGCGUCCUCGCCGCGAAUUGCCUGUGCCAGCAGUGGGAGGGCCGACGUCUUCCAGUUCUCGCACCACCAGGGGCUGCGCUGGCUGAUGACCACGACGGCCGCAAAAAACAGCAUCUCAAUGGUGAGAAGAACUGCCAGAAAGGAAAGGUAUCUCCGUUUAAUGCGGAUACACACCUCGCUGUAGAGGGCGUCUCCCGUCACACUUCCGGCGCUAAACGGUACGCCAUCGUCGACGUGCUGCGACGGCGGCGGCUUGUUACUUCGCAUCUCCCCGCCAAUAGCAAGCGAUAUACCGUCCAUGAAGUGGUCCACGGACUCAAUUGUCAUGGUGCCAGCGCUCCAGAGCGUUUGCAGCCACACGGCCCCGUCAACUUGAUCUACACCGCGCACGAGCUGGAUAGAGGCGUUGUCAAAGAUGCGCCCGACGAAAUCUACAAGAGCGCUGGCAGUUUAUCGUCAUCAUCGAGUCCCGUGGAUCUCCUUGGGGCUGACGCAGACGCUAGCGUUAAACGAUACGACGCAGGGUCGGAGAGCACAGUCGAAAGCGAAGGGGAUCAGAUCCGAAUUCUUGUCUUGCAGCGUUGGCUUGACAAGAGCAAUGCCAUAGAUGCUCAGUAA